Molecule: messenger RNA, 3545 nt
Organism: Physella acuta
Lineage: Eukaryota; Metazoa; Mollusca; Gastropoda; Physidae
Product: anoctamin-1
Biological process (GO): chloride transmembrane transport
Cellular component (GO): plasma membrane
Molecular function (GO): chloride channel activity; protein dimerization activity
Source: RefSeq, a predicted model, not a curated record
UACACUAACACUAAAUCUCUCUACUAAAUGUAUCUAUACAUCCUAGUAUUAUCCAUACAUCCUAUUAGCUCACCAACUACCCAUGUUCCUCUUACUUGACUUGUCUCUGAUUUGAUUCAAGCUGACCAAUACUACUGUCCUAGGUAUUGCACCUAAAUUGUGUCAUUACACAGUUGCUACAUUUAAUUAGGGGUAAGCAAUGUGAAAAAAAUAUUUUUUGACUUUUUGUACCAAUUGAAAAACUAAUCAUAACUUAUGUUACAUGUUUUCAUCAAGGUUGAGAAAUUAGACAUAAAAGAUGUCUAGAGGAGACGAAGACAUCAAAAUUAGCAUGCUGCAUGCUGAUGAUGGAGGAAAUGAUGCGUAUGAACCAAAACAUGAUGAGGGGGAUGCUGAUGGUCAAACUGUGGACAAGACUAAAGGCACACCAAAGGUGAGGAAUAUGUUCUUUGAUGAUGGGGUGCGGAGGAUUGAUUUCAUCCUGGCCUGGAGCACACAGGUCAACAAGAAAACUGAAAGGGCCAAAGAUGCCAGGCUAGCCUUUGAGAAGAAUUUGAAGCUGGAGGGUCUGGAGUUGGAAUAUGAUUUGAGAGGCAACGAUGUCCAUUUUUUGAAGGUUCAUGCCCCAUUCAAUGUCUUGACGAGAUAUGCAGAUAUUCUCAAACUGCGCAUGCCAAUGAGGGAGGCACUUGCUGAACAGCACAUUAAAGAAAGCCAUUGGGAGGCCCCCACCCCUACUGUGGGUACCAAGUUGUGGGACACAACAGUCAGGCUUGUCAGGAAGUUUUUUGUUCCGUUCCACUACAACGAGAAAGUUUUGCCUCCACUGCCACGCACCUACACCUGCUCCUAUUCUGCCAGUAGGGAAUAUUUGUUUGACUUGGAUAAAAACAAGUACUUCAGUAACUCAGUCAGGAGCUGGAUUGUGGAUUAUAUUUUGAGGAGGAAGUCCUUUACUGACAGUAAAACGGAAAACUUUGCCUUUGGUGUCAAAAAAAUGAUAGCAGAUGGCUACUACACAGCUGCCUAUCCAUUGCAUGAGGGCCACUGGAAGGCAGGCUCAGCAGAUAAUCCACGCAAGGUUUUGUUUGACCACUGGGCUAAUUGGAAAAACUGUUUGAAGUUUCAGCCUGUAGAUUACAUCAGGCUGUACUUUGGUGAGAAAAUUGCCUUAUACUUUGCUUGGCUUGGCUUCUACACCACCAUGCUGGUCCCUGCCACUGUGGUAGGACUGGCAGUGUUCAUAUAUGGGCUUGCCAUUAUGUAUACCAAUGUAGCAAGCAAGGAGCUGUGUGAUACCUCCAACAACAUAACCAUGUGCCCCCUGUGUGAUGCUCGCUGCCCCUACUGGAAGCUCAGUGAUGCCUGUUCUCAUGCGAGGGCCAGCAGGAUAUUUGACAAUGGAGCCACUGUGUUCUUUGCCAUUUUCAUGUCACUUUGGGGUACUUUAUUUUUGGAGUUUUGGAAGAGAAAGGAAGCAACCAUCCAGUACAAAUGGGACCUAACUACAUUUGUACAAGAAGAGGAACCCCCCAGGCCUGAAUACCUCUCCAAACUUGAGAACUGGAGCGCCAUGAAGAUUAAUCCUAUCACUGGGAUCAAAGAGCCUCACCUUCCUUUCUGGCGCAGACGUUUUCCCAUUUUCUUGACCUCAUAUUCAAUUAUGUUGUUUUUGGCUGCUGUUGCUGUGACUGCUGUGAUUGGUGUUAUAGCCUACAGGGUGUCAAUGCUAGCUGCUCUACAACUGCUGCCCAAGCAAGUCUCAAGCAACUCCACUGUUGUUAAAUCAACUGCUGGCCUCAUUUAUGAGAAUGCCAGUUUGGUGACAACUGUAACAGCUGCCCUCAUUAAUUUGGCCAUUAUCAUUAUUCUCAAUUUGGUUUAUGGCUACUUGGCCUUCUGGCUAACAGACUGGGAAUGCCUGAGGACUCAGAGUGAAUAUGACAACAGCAUCACCAUCAAGCUGUUUGCCCUGCAGUUUGUUAACUACUUUUGCUCCAUCUUUUACAUUGCCUUUUUCAAAGGACAAUUUGUCGGCAGACCAGGAAAAUAUAGGACAAUAUUUGGAGGUCGGCAGGAAGAGUGUGAGGCUGGUGGCUGUCUGAUUGAGCUUUGUAUACAACUGGCCAUCAUCAUGGUGGGAAAACAACUUAUCCAAAACAACUUGAUAGAAAUUGUUGUCCCGAAGGUAAUAAAUCUGAUCAAGAGGAAACUGUCAAAAGAAACCAGAGAACAAAAGCUGGCCAAAACAGCCUGGGAGAAAGACUACAUCUUGGCCCCUGCUGAGUCCAUGUCACUCUUCUAUGAGUAUCUGGAAAUGGCCCUACAGUUUGGGUUCCUGACAAUAUUCUGUGCUGCCUUCCCACUGGCUCCCCUGUUUGCCCUAAUCAACAACAUAAUUGAGAUCAGGGUAGAUGCCAACAAGUUCACUACACACUUGAGGCGGCCCCUAGCUGAAAAGUCUGCUAAUAUUGGUAUAUGGUACAGUGUUCUCUAUGGUAUCUCCAGGAUUGCUAUUAUCUCAAAUGCCUUUAUCAUAGCGCUGACAUCUGAGUUUAUCCCGCGCCUGGUCUACACGUCACGCUACAGUGAAGAUGGAACUUUGAGUGGCUAUGUCAACUUCACCAUGGCAUAUUUUAACACCUCAGACUUUGCUGUGGAGGAUAGACCAAAGGAUUUGACUCAUGGAGUCGUGAACAUUUGCAGAUUUAAAGACUUCCGUAAUCCUCCGUGGGAGGAUACAGAAUAUCGCAGGUCUACUGUCUUCUGGCAUGUUUUAGCAGCAAGGCUUGCUUUUGUUGUUGUCUUUGAGAAUGUGGUUGUGGUGAUCACAAGUCUGAUGUCCUGGCUGAUCCCAGAUGUACCAGUCCUGCUGAAGGAACAGAUCCACAGAGAGGCUUACAUCACCAAUGAGAUCGUCUUGAAAAAUGAGCUCAAGAGGGCCCACGGGGAAGACAUUUUGACAACCCCGGAGGACACGGAUGGGGAGGAGCAUUACUCCCCUCAUCACAGUGAUGAUGUGGAGAUGUAUUCGAGAAAACCAGACAGGCGAGCAGACACAACGUACAUUUAGUUCCAGAUCAUCUUAUCAUACAAAUAUUUUUGGAUAUUUUUCUCACAGGUGCUUUAUCUAUACAAUAAUACAGAAACUUAUUUCUAGACAUUUUUAUACUUUAAAAGAAAGCUGAUAUUUACAAACAAUAUUUGAAAAGAUAAUUUUAUCAUAUCCUCAUUGAAUUCCCCUAUUGUGAUUUUUUAAAGCCUUCUCCUCCCAGUUUUUUUACUGUUUGUUUAAUUUCUGUAGUAUAUUUUAUACUAGUGCAAGAUCUUCUAAUAUCUUCUGUAAAUGCUAGAACAAAAAAAAAUGUUAAGAAUGCCUUCCAUUAUAAUGUUUGUUAGAGUUAUGUUUAAAUGCUAUAUAACUUCAACAAUUGUUGUGAAAUGCAAGUCAUAUGCACAAUUUUUAAAAGGUUUAAUUUAAAUUUUAAACUAGAAAAUGUGAUCUAAAUAUAAUGCUUUUUUCUAUUAGCCAUAGCAUCAUAACC